AAAAUUAGCUUUCUGCCCAACAACCUGCUAAUCUCUCCCAUGAGAUGGCGUCAUUGUAUAGCACACGUCAAAAAACCCUAGCUUUCAUUAAGAACUUGCCGAGCUAAACGUCGACAGCGCGAGGACAAGAAUCAACGACAGGGCAAAAUAGUAAACAAAUGUUACCGCCAUCUCCACGCGACAGUUUGGAAAAUGGGCGCUAAGCCUUUUGGCCAAAAGGCAUAUGAUUCUUGGCACGAUUUGCGCGGAACAUCAUUCUCAGAUUAAUCAAUCGAAGCAACACUGAAAAUCAAGACUAAGCUAUUCUUCAAAUGGCGGCAAAGCCUCAAACGCCUAGUAUAAAAAUCGAUUUCUGGGAGCCAGAUGCCGCAAGCACUGACAGUGGAGCUCUUAGAAAGAUCUCGGUGGAAAAACCUUGCAUGAACAAACUAAAACUCAAAUACAAAACCGAACGACUUAGAAGCUACAGCAAUGCGCUCAGGGAUGCUGUUAUGACCAACAAUCCCGAGGCGAUUCCUAGGAUAGUCAAAGAGGAAGGGGUCAAAGUCAAUGAGAUGAACAAAAAUGGCGUUCCAUUGAUUCACGAGGCGGCAUUUGAUGGAAAACUGGAAUGCGUGAAAGCGUUGUUAGAUUGUGGAGCGAAAGUAAACGCGCAUGACAGCGAGGACUGGACUGCACUGCAUGCAGCCGUCCUGGGUGGCCAUGUGGAACUUGUGCGUUUGUUGAUCCACAAAGGCGCCGAUGUAAACGCUGAAACAGUCGAGAAGUACAUUCCCUUUCACAUCGCGAUAGAGAAAGGUGAUGAAGACAUGAUCGCCAUAUUGAUAGAGGAAAUGGCUAAACUGUCGUCGUUUAAGGGAAGGAAAGGCUGGGGAGAGAAAGUAAUUUGUACCAAGAGGGAUAGUAAGCGGCGGUUGCAUAAAUCAGCGACUAUGUCUCUUCCGGAGCUCACGGUUGGCGUAGUAAACUAUAACAGCAUUGAACUCAAAUGGGGAGAUUCGGAAAAUAAUAACACCAGCAAGAAGAGAAAAUUAUUUCAUGUACAGUUGAACAAGGGUCGUGCGCGAAGCCCUUGUCCUGGCGGACCGACACUCGAUCCACUGACCAACUACCAGGGCUACAGUCAACAGUUUGUUUUCAAAGGCUUGGAGUCUAUGACUCAGUACCUAUGUCGUUUGCGAAUUAUGGAGAGCGACAGCGAUCGGAAUGGAGGCGGGUGGAGCGAGCCGAUAACUGUCUGUACACCGAACGAACCUCCGUCCGGAGCCGAGCUGCAUAAGGCGGUUUCCAGGCAAGACUUGGAUACCGUUCGUAAAAUUCUGGAAGAAAAUAGCGCGGUAGUUGAGGUAAUGGACAAGUUUGGAUUAACUCCUCUUAUGGUUGCAGCUCAAAAGGGAUUUACAGAUGUGAUGGAAAUACUCCUCGAAUUCAAUGCCGAUCCCGAAUACCCGAACACUAACGGCAAGACCAGCCUGAUGAUCGCCUGCUACGCUGGCCAAGAAGACGCUGCUAGACUGUUCCGUCAGCACGGUGCGUUGUGGGAAACACGUGACAAAAUUGGAUUAACCGCUGUACACUGGGCUGCAGACGGAGGCCAUGAUGAUCUCCUUUUAUGGCUCGUGCGUGAUGGAGGUCCUGUUGACAUAGAAGACAAAGUCAAUGGCUGGACACCUUUGAUGCGUGUUGCGUGCCUAACCGGAAACGAUGAAGUAGCGGAAGUUCUCAUAGCGAAGGGUGCCGACAUCAACAAGAUCGAUAAAUCCGGAAAGACAGUUUUAAUGGCGGCCUCUUUGAACGGGCAUUUUAACCUGGUGCGUUUGCUCGUCGAUAAAGGCGCAGAUGUGUUCCUCAAGAACAGAGAAGGGAAAACAGCUUUGGAAUUCGCCAGAUCGAUGGAUAGGCACAGGAUUAUAAAAUAUCUUGAAUUCCAGGUGGCAAAAGAAGAAAAACAACGAAAAGCGAAACAACUGGAGGAGAGGCUCAAAGAGACUCAACAGAAAUUGGGCCAAAUGCAAAUAAACCCUUGAACAUGAAGUUUUGGGAAUCUCCAUCCAGGGCCACUCCUAAGACUCUGAGAAGUGUCCCUUGAAUAGAGGAGUCUCCUUAGUUAAGUAGGCGGAUCCAAUGGAACCUCCCUUAGGGACAGUCAUAGUGCUACUAAAAGAGGACCUCGAAUAGAGGAGUCCCUUUCAUUAAGGUAGCAAGUUAUAACAAGGCUUUUGUUUCCCUUGAAUGAAACUCUUUCCUGUAUAAGUGUCCUUAAAGAAAGAUUCUUCUUCAGUCUUAAUCAUAAAAAUUUUUGGAGUUCGUGGAAGCUCGAGGAAUGAAUUCGAAUGUCUUAGGAUACGUUUUCGUGUUACAAAUCGCGAUUGUUAACUAGACAGAGUGUGUUCUUCAGUUUUAAGGUAGAUUUUUCUGGCUUUUCAGAUUUAACUAAAUGCUCAUUGAGCAGCGGAAAUUUAAAAAUCACUUCGUUACAAGCAGUCAUAUUGUUUGUGUCUGCUAAUCUUUUUUCUGAGGUUGUACAUCAGCAAGUCGCUCAAAGGGUUUCGAGUUUAUUUCGUUCAAUUAAAUCAUCGAGUAACAUUGCAUGA
This is a messenger RNA of Stylophora pistillata, 2594 nucleotides long. RefSeq names its product fibronectin type 3 and ankyrin repeat domains 1 protein. Gene Ontology annotation, cellular component: nucleus. Gene Ontology annotation, molecular function: protein binding. The record is from RefSeq and is a predicted model, not a curated record. Lineage: Eukaryota; Metazoa; Cnidaria; Anthozoa; Scleractinia; Pocilloporidae. Gene Ontology annotation, biological process: regulation of apoptotic process.